Cryptococcus wingfieldii CBS 7118 is the source of this 2700-nucleotide messenger RNA. RefSeq lists its product as hypothetical. Bases 1 to 2700 code for a protein of 899 amino acids. The record is from RefSeq and is a predicted model, not a curated record. Lineage: Eukaryota; Fungi; Basidiomycota; Tremellomycetes; Tremellales; Cryptococcaceae. The transcript has 5 exons.
AUGGGCGACAUUGCCGAACCUCAGCUGCAAAGGGUACUACAAGAGCUUGACCGUCCUAUUCAAAGUUCUGCUUCUGAGUUGCAGAGAAAUGUGAAGUCGGUAUACAAGUACCUCGAUAUCAACCCUGUCAUCAUCGUCAACCCCAAAUGCCCAACGAAAGAGUGUCAAGCAACAUUCUUUGAUAUUGCCGACGCGGAUGAGCUCCGGAAGGUACCAGAGGCGUGCCCGGAAUGCCAGACACCUCUCAAAGACGGACAAAAGUUCAUUGGGCAGCACUUCCCUCGCCAGUCAUUGCAAGCCGCGCUCGAAUACCUCUUCAGUAUCGAGGGAAUCGAACGUCUUGUAGAAGACCAAGAGCUCCUGCGCAAGCAGCAAGAUGAGCGAGACAAGGCAAAUCCCCCGAGUUAUCUCAAGGAUGCCAACAUCGGGAAGAUCUACCGCCAUCAGCUGGAUGGCGAGUGCUACCAACAGGGCGGAGCUACUGCAGAUGUACACCAGAGGGGAUGUCUUGUCUUGACUAUCAACAUUCACAUCGAUUGGGCCGAUCCAUCGAAAUCCAGAAAUCGUUUGCCACACUCCAUGGGUCCUAUCCUUUGCCAGCUGGCCGAUCUUCCAAACCAAUAUCGGUCUAAAUCUACCUUUGCAAUGUUGAUGGGAAUCACCCCUGCGCCCAACGAGCCGCCCGGAUGCUUACUUCACCGGCUUCUUCUGGCUUUGGGGGUGGACAUCCUUACUGGAGCAUACGAUGGUAUCUGGAUCAGGACUCCUGCGCAUCCUAAUGGGCGCAAGGUUUACAUCAAGAUUGGAGCUAUCUGCUGUGAUCGUCCGGCUGCAAUAGCCAUUAUCGGAGGCGGUCACUACAAAAGCAAAAAAACUCCUUGUUUGAUGUGUACCAUCCCGGCCAGUCAGCUGUCCAGCUCUUCCCCCUUCCCUGCCCAUCUCGGAUCCGACCACUCAGAGGCAAUGCUCAAUCAACAACGCAAAUUCCUUCGCCAAUUUGAUGAGGCUCCUCAGACGUCGUACCAGACACAUAUCUCUCGCCGCGCUGGGAGGAUAUCGCAGGCCACCCAAGUGUAUCUUGAGGGUGUGGAGAAGUCUGUGUUCAAGGUCCCAGGCCAUCUGUCCAUCUUCUAUCUUUUCCCGGGCUUCGACAAAAUUCGUCACGCUGUUGCAGACCCCAUGCACACUAUCCUGGAAGGGUUACUGCUGUACUACAUCCGACGCGUGCUCAUCAUGGGAAGGCUCUGUAAGAUGCCCCCAUUAGGUUGGCGUCCUGAGGAUGAAGGAGAUGCUGAGAGUGCUGUGGGCACUGAAUCCGAGAUGGAUGAGGAAGAGCUGAGAGAGGUCCAUGAGCGGAUUGUUGAGAGAAGCGCUGCCUCAGAGAACCCUAGACAGCUUGAAGGGUACCAGCGGGCAGCCGGACGUGCCCUCAAGGAGGAUCUCGACGCCAAUCCCAUCAUCCCAAAGAAGCUUCUUACUAGGUUGGAAGCCAUGAUGGAGCAGGUGAUCGUCCCGCCUUACAUUGACAGUGUCGGGAAAGGAUUCUUCACCAAGCAGCGAAAGCCCACUGCUGCCCAGUGGCGUACGUUUGGUGAACUUUUCGCCAUCGUUCGCUACACCUUCCAAUCCGCAAUCUCAGAGGCUCAGAUCUCUCGGCUUCACAAACUCAUUGACAGCUUUCUGGAGCUCGUCAUUAAGUUACACCCAUAUCUGCCCGCCCGCGUGACCAACUUUCACGUUAUCCGACAUAUCCCUGACCAUAUCAUCAACCAUGGACCUGUCUAUGGGUGGUGGCUUAUGGCAAUGGAGCGUUUGAACGGCCGUGUAAAACACGUCAACAUGAGCGGCCGGAAUAUGUUCCAGGAGCAGGUUAUCGCUUUCCGUGCUCUCCUUCGUGAGCGAUCUGCAUUCCUACUUUUGAGGAGAAUGCUCCGUUCGAAGGGAACGAACGAUCAGGAGCCAUGUAUGGAAGAGUUGCGUGAAGGAUACAAGAGGGGAGGUAUAGAUUCACAGUUGAGUGAAGAGUUGGAGACUCUUGGCCUUUUCGACAAUAGUGGGCUGGACCAGCGAUUCUCGAUUGAUCUUCUAUCUCGGGGCCCUCGAACGCAGGCUAUCGAGGACAAAGAAGUCGUGAUCCGUCUCAAGCGAGAACUACAAUUGAACACGGAGACUGAUUUUAUCGACAAGUUUGAGUUCCAUCACGAGCUGGCCGUCCGUGGCUAUCGAUUUCGACCGGCGGAUCCAAUGUUCAAGUCAGACUGGCAAAUCGAUCCCAAGGUAGAAAUCCCUCGUUUGAUCACUAAAAAGAACGCCAUGUCCUUUCUCGAAUGUCGGCCUGCAUACCGUCGUUUUGCCGACCAUCAUGCACCUGCCAGGUCAGGGAUCCUUUGGAGCGUGGUAGGCCACAAGCGUCGGUCAAGGGAUGGAGCUAUGAUGACAGAGAGGCUUUACGCCGUGACUCGGUGGUUCAAGUGGCAGGGAGAAUAUGGGCAGGCGAACGGAUAUCGGUAUAAUCAAGAGGCCACAUUGGACAUAUAUUCGUAUUCCGAUAGUGUACUAGACGACCCCUUCUUCUUUGAGAUCCGGGCUGCUACCAUAGGUUACCUUCAUCCUCUUGCUUUGAUUCGGGUUCCUGUGGAACCGAACAGACCCACUGGUCGGCAGUUCAUCCUCAGCAUCCCUAUCGCACGCCACACAUAG